AUGGGGUUUUUUGACCGGACACAACCUAGGGCUCAUGCUGUGGAGAAAGGCAGUCGGUGUUACGGCCAAACUCUAAUGGAAGUUCUGUGGUCCGCACGCGAGCUGGGUACUCGUGCUGUGUUUGGGCUCCUGAUGCCGUCGUCUGGGGUGGGUGUGCCGCCGGGCCCUCGCCGCUGCUUGGUUUUGUUGGUGUUUGGUUGUGAUGCUUCUUCAUAUCAAACUUGGGCCGCCAAUAAGCUAUUCGUGGUUGGUGAUAUCCUAUUGUUCAACUUCAUCACCAAUGUGCAUGAUGUUCUUCAAGUGCCGAAAGAAUCCUAUGAUAGUUGCAGCUCGUCUAAUCCCAUCAGUGACACCUUCACCAUUGGUCUUGUCAACAUAACCCUAUCCACUACUGGUACCCAUUACUAUAUCUGCACUUUUGGUCGGCAUUGCCUUUUAGGCCAAAAGUUAUCUGUUAUUGUCUUGAGCUUUCUAGGUGGUGUCCCACCUACGAGUACGAGUACUCCACCUUCCACCCUAAUAACUCCUACCACACCAUCUCCGAUAUCAGGGACCCCUGUUGGUUGCGCUCCAACUCCUGCAUCAUCCCUUACUCCAACUCCAGGGACAAUGUCGCCACCUAAUUCUUCAUCGUCUGGUGUCUUUGCUAGUUUAUUCAUUUUCUUGUUGUCCAUUACCAUGGGCUUCCUUUUCUAA
Molecule: messenger RNA, 696 nt
Organism: Carya illinoinensis
Lineage: Eukaryota; Viridiplantae; Streptophyta; Magnoliopsida; Fagales; Juglandaceae
Product: blue copper protein-like
Exons: 3
Coding region: 1-696 (231 amino acids)
Cellular component (GO): plasma membrane
Molecular function (GO): electron transfer activity
Source: RefSeq, a predicted model, not a curated record